CUCUAUUUUCCCGUUUCAUUAUUCGGUGGCGUUGGUUAUCAGUCGUUACAUAAUACGGAAUACGAUUAUUCUUGAGCUGUGACUGGAAUUUGGUUUUAUCUUCGCUGUUUUGGUUUUUCUCAGUCAGGGUUUAUUAACUAGAACGACUAUAGAUCAGGGCCGGGUACCUCACAACUUUGUAUGUGGGUAAACAAUCAAAUUCGAAAAAUAUUUGAACUUUAAACACUUCAAGCAAAGUGCGGCUAGAAAAUUUCGUGACUCAAGAGGGACCCCACCACUCUGGUACUUCGUUCGUUAUCGUACAACAUUGGGAAAAUGGUAAAAUAACAAGCUCUUGACCUUGGUAUGGACUGGCUAUUUUGGUUACCGCUCACGAUAAACAGCUCUCCUCUUUCGAUCGGAUCAAAUCGAUCUUUCUGUUGGCCUUUGCGGAUCAUAAAAAUUGCCGAAUCCAAGAGCGAAUAAUACACACAGUAUCAUUCCCCCCCCCCCCCUUACAAUACUUUCUUUAUACCGUUCCCAGCAGUGUCCUAUUCGUCAACAUCGUGAAAAUGCUGUGCGCAAGUCCCAGGGCUUCGACUUCUCCUGGGCGGUCGGAGUAAAAUCAUCAGUGUGCAGUUCCGCUUCUCCAGUAACACUUUACGCUACUUCAUGCCAACAUCUUUUUUUGGGAAAAGUUCCGCGCUCUAACAAAUACUACUACUACUACUACUACUACAUUAAUCAAUGAGAGCACGGAUAUGGGUCUUUGGCAAUUCUUAAUUGUAAUCAUGUUACUAAUUAUCGAAACGCUGCGUUCGUUACCAGUUCUAGUGACCACCGAGCCGCUUAAUUCAACGGGAUUUCACGAAAUGGGGGGACUCAAAGACUUGGACCAGCAAUCUACAGUUCUAGGACCCGACGAUUCCCCUCUCAACUUGACAGUCACCGUAGAGUUGUCCGUCAGGGAAACUUUGGAAUAUUUGUACCCAUCGGAUCCUGUAGUCAACAAACGUCUCAAAUUAGUGAUACGUUGGCUUCAUCCGACCACUGGAGAACCUCCCGAGGGGUACAACGUCGAAGUUAGACCGUCGAUUCCACCUACUCAUUCUUCAAUCGAAGACACGUCACUGUGUACCGAGCACUUUACGGAUUUCUUUCAUCACGUAGAGUACAGCGAACUUCCAUUCAUGGAAAUCGGAAGCGGCACGAAAAAGGAUGAUCACCUCGUCCAGUUUGGGUGUUCCUAUUCCGUCAGGGUUCAAGCGUCACCCAUUAUCCCUCCGGCUCGCCCACAAAUUGUCAACAUUACCGUUCCAGAUUGCGUCGAGGGAGUUUGUCGCUGCAGCUCGCGGCCGCGGCUAGCCAAACCGGAAGAGUUGACGACGCACGAGAUCACCACGUCUUCCGGGCUGGAUGACGAGCGAAGCUAUGUGGUCUCGUGGAAGUAUUCGGCCGCCACAACGCAGCAGGAGGAGGAGAACGAUAUCACUUUGAUGGCACGAGUGGAAAAGGCCGACAACGUCCUGGGGCUUGGGCCUGUCUAUCGUAAGGUCAGAGAAUACCGACACAACAUCGAGCAUCCUGGACGACCGAACCUUUUCCAGCAGACGAUCCAUCACUUGGAAAUGCAUUCCAAUUACCGAGUGCGGGUCGUCGCUUACGAUUCCCACCACUGCGAGGGUCUCGUUGCCGAAGUUUACUUGAAUAGAGAUUCCAAGUUGGAUAAAAAUCCAAACUUGCACAAGGAAACUAUGGUGAGCGCUGUCGUCAUCGGUGCCGUUUUCUUGGCCGUCACAGCGCUCGUUAUUGCUCUCAGUUGGAAACGCUUUCUUCGACGGCUUCAUCUGAUGGCAGCCGCCGCUGCAACUGGCAGCCAUACUCCCGCCCGUUAUUCGCGAUCCCCGCAAAAUUUUCACAGGGAUGGCAGACGCACGACUUUGAUAACUAAUGGCUCGAGCAGUACCUGCCAGCAUUUGAUGAACGUCCUGCACGCCGAUAGAGAGUCGGAAGAACCCCGCCAUCAUUUACUCGGGACUAAUAAAAUCACGGACGACUAUGAAAUUGAUCCUGGUCAAGUAAAAUUAGGCGUGGAGAUCGGCAAGGGAGCGUUCGGUCGGGUUCACUUAGCAACGGUGGAAAAUCUAUCCGGGCUACCGGGUCCCACUCUCGUGGCUGUCAAACAAAUAAAAAAAAAAGUAGGCUUAGACGAACGGGAUGAUUUCCUAGCCGAAAUUGCCAUGAUGAAGCGCGUUGGGAGGCAUGAUAACAUUGUUGUGAUGCUGGCUUGCGUCACGCUAACUCAACCGUAUUCGAUGAUCCUUGAAUACGUCCCCUACGGUGAUUUGCUGCAUUAUUUAAGGACUUUGCGAACGGUUUAUCAUCAAUCCAAAGUGUGGUCAGUCGAUAGUAAAGUCCAGCAUCAGCAGGAUACCGCCUCCGCAAGUCUAGCCGGAUCUGGUUCAUCUGUUGCUUUGCUACCGCCAAGAAAGUCUACGACACACAGCACUUCAGACAGUUCAAAGUCCUACCAUUUGAACCACAUUUUCUCUUCAAUGAGUUCCCAUUCAACCGGUUCGUCGCACUCGUCGUCCUCCUACGUCAUACCCAACUACUACCGCGGUUUUUUGAAAGCCUUUCCGACGAGCAGAACUAUAGACACGGAAGAGUUGCACGAUUUCGCCCGGCAGAUUGCACGGGGCAUGGAACAUUUGGAAUUGAAGGGAAUUACUCAUCGAGAUUUGGCGGCUCGUAAUUUGUUGGUGAGCGAAGGUCGAGUGCUGAAAAUAUCCGAUUUCGGAUUAUCGCGCCACGGCGUCUACGUCAACACGCGCAAGCGGAUGCUUCCGCUUCGCUGGCUGGCGCUCGAAUCCAUGACGGAUAAUUUGUACUCGUCGCAGAGCGACGUCUGGGCGUUUGGCGUCGUCCUCUGGGAAAUAUGCACUUUAGGCGGAUUCCCUUAUGCCAAUGUGUCUGAUGCUCAACUAAUGACGUAUUUGCUCUCUGGCAACCGACUAGUGAGGCCUGACAAUGUUUCCGAGAAACUUUAUCAAAUAAUGUUGAAAUGUUGGAGCGCUAAUCCUGAUGACCGGUCGACGUUUCAUCAACUUCGCUGCUCGCUGGAAGAUUUCGAAGCUCACCAUGAGAAUUAUGUUGAUUUCAAUUGCUCAACCAGUUCUCCAGCUCACACACUGCCACCCACGGAAGAGGAAAUUGCCGUCGUUUAGAACAGGUUAUUUAUUUAAGGUAGCAUAAUUGAUUUCGCUAUUCGUAUUUAAAGCGCUAUUCCUUGUUCGGAUGCGGGACGACAUAUAAUCUUAAAAUUAUGUGAAUGCGUAAUCAGUAAUAAUUCUAUGUAACUAUCAUUAGACUGGUGGAAAUAGCCUGCACUUUUGUGAUGCUUUUGAAAAGUUCAUCGAUCGCUAAAGUUCUUCUAAAAAUAUUUAAAAAACAAAUGGGAUUUCUUAAUAUGAAAUGUCGUGUAUACUUUGAGAUUACGCACAACUGGAUUGCUCCAUUUUCUCGGAUGGAUUUGUGUAUUCUACUAUACCCUAUUACCUAAAUAACUAAUACAAUAUCU
This is a messenger RNA of Daphnia pulicaria, 3559 nucleotides long. Its product is annotated as platelet-derived growth factor receptor alpha-like. NCBI's taxonomy places the organism in Eukaryota, Metazoa, Arthropoda, Branchiopoda, Diplostraca, Daphniidae. The transcript has 16 exons. Gene Ontology annotation, molecular function: transmembrane receptor protein tyrosine kinase activity; ATP binding. Bases 741 to 3206 code for a protein of 821 amino acids. Gene Ontology annotation, cellular component: signaling receptor complex. Gene Ontology annotation, biological process: positive regulation of kinase activity; multicellular organism development; protein phosphorylation. The record is from RefSeq and is a predicted model, not a curated record.